This is a messenger RNA of Magnolia sinica, 1234 nucleotides long. RefSeq names its product methylesterase 17. Gene Ontology annotation, biological process: jasmonic acid metabolic process; salicylic acid metabolic process. The record is from RefSeq and is a predicted model, not a curated record. Gene Ontology annotation, molecular function: methyl indole-3-acetate esterase activity; methyl jasmonate esterase activity; methyl salicylate esterase activity. NCBI's taxonomy places the organism in Eukaryota, Viridiplantae, Streptophyta, Magnoliopsida, Magnoliales, Magnoliaceae. The transcript is spliced from 4 exons. Bases 16 to 1077 code for a protein of 353 amino acids.
UAUAACAUAGAAACCAUGGUGGCCCACGGAGUGGAAACUAUUCAUUCCUACAAAAGGGGAGGCAGGAAAUUCGCAUCUGCCUCGUGCUCAGUGCCAGGCGUACAGAAUCAUGCGCUUGCGUGCAAAUUCCCAUACUCCAGCAGAGCACCGAAGACUUUUUCUCGCUCUGAAAAUCCGCACCCGACCCAGCAUAAGAAGAACGCGUACAGCAGCUGUAUCAUUUGUAUUGGAAACGCCGGAGGAGGGAUAGAUAGAGAAGAUUCCAUCAUGGGGGAGGAGGUGAAAAUGACCAAAACACCCUCGACGCAGCACCACUUCGUGCUCGUGCAUGGCAUAAGCCACGGUGCAUGGUGCUGGUACAAAAUCAGAGUACUAUUGGAGAAUUCGGGCCACAAGGUGUCGUGUCUGGACCUUGCCGGAGCCGGUAUCGACCGUUCAGAUGCCGACGCGGUCCUCUCUUUCGACGACUACGAUAAGCCGCUCGUCGAUUUCAUGUCGGCCUUGCCGGAGGGCGAAAAGGUAAUUUUGGUGGGCCAUAGUGCAGGUGGACUGAGUGUAGCCCACACGUGUCACGAAUUUCCGAAUAAAAUCGAGCUUGCAAUCUACGUAGGUGCGACGAUGCUAAGAUCAGGAUUUUGUUGCGAUCAAGACAUCCAUGACGGUGUUCCAGAUUUGUCAGAUUUCGGCGAUGUGUAUGAUCUAGGGUUCGGAUUAGGGCCCGAUAAGCCUCCGACAAGUGCACUUAUUCGGAAAGAAUUUCAACGGAUGAUCUUAUCUGAGUUUAGCCCAGUAGAGGACUCGACCCUUGGCUCGAUGUUGCUGCGGCCUGGGCCAGUUAUGGCGAUACAAAGUGCAAGGUUUGAAGGAGGGAAUGACCAGAUCAACCAGAUAAAACGGGUCUACAUAAGGACCACGCAUGACCGAGUCGUUAAGCCCGAGCAACAAGAUGCGAUGAUCAAGAGGUGGGCCCCGAGCGAGGUGUGGACACUAGAGAGUGACCAUAGCCCUUUUUUCUCAACUCCCAAUGAGCUAUUUGGCUUUCUAAUCAAAGCUUUAACUUAUACCCAUUGUGACUAGAUACGUGUGCAUGUGGUGUAAGCAUGCGUGAUCUGGAUCGUUUGUUUGUUGAGAGGUGCCAUGGAUGGGGUAUUGUGAGAAAAUCACCCUGUUUUGAUAAUCGGCGCCUCUGAUUGGAUGAUUUUUUUUAUGAUUAUAAUUGGGUCUUGAUUGUGUA